AUAUUAAAAUGGCCGCAAAAACAGAAGAUGUAAAGAACCGGGGGAUUCACACGAAAAAUGGCGGAACAAGCUUGUUGCCGAUCAGGAGAAGGAAAGGAAAAUGGAGGAGACUCGCAAGGCAUCACCGUAUGCGGCAUGCAAUUCGCCUACGAAUUGCAGCAUCCGCUUUUCUUCGAUUUCAAUCUUGACAUCGCUCGUGGAUCUCGUUGCCUUCUCGUCGGCGCCAACGGAUCUGGGAAGACGACAUUGUUGAAAAUUUUAGCAGGAAAACAUAUGGUGGGUGGAAGAGAAGUCGUGAGAGUACUAAACCGUUCGGCUUUUCACGAUACUCAACUUGUUUGUGGUGGUGAUUUAGCUUAUUUGGGAGGAUCUUGGAGUAAAACUAUUGGCUCUGCUGGAGAGGUUCCAUUGCAGGGAGACUUCUCAGCGGAACACAUGAUAUUUGGAGUUGAAGGGAUUGAUCCUGUAAGGAGAGAUAAAUUGAUUGAGUUGCUUGAUAUUGAUUUGCAAUGGAGAAUGCAUAAGGUAUCUGAUGGACAACGACGUCGAGUCCAAAUUUGCAUGGGUCUUCUUCAUCCUUUUCAGGUUCUUUUGCUAGAUGAGGUCACCGUGGACCUUGACGUUGUUGCGAGGAUGGAUUUACUUGAUUUCUUUAAGGAAGAAUGUGAGCAGAGAGGAGCCACAGUCGUAUACGCUACCCAUAUUUUUGAUGGUUUGGAGACAUGGGCAACACAUUUGGCUUACAUCCAAGAUGGUCAAUUGAAGAGAUCUGAGAAGUUAACAGAAAUUAAUGAGUUGAAAAGCUCAGAAAAUUUGCUCUCUGUUGUUGAAGCCUGGCUUCGCUCUGAAACCAAGUGUGAGAAAAAGAAACCGUCCAAUUCCCCUGCCCAAGUCCAGAAGUCCUCGCCUUUUGGUACUUCUCCUUUCAUGUCGUCGAGGCACAUGGCAUACUACCGUUGAUCUUUCUGAAUCCAGCUGUUUUUCAAUAAUUUUUGAAGGCCAAAACCAGAUACACGAGCGGAAAACUUUCUUUCUAGUCAUCUUCUAUUAACGUGGAGUUGGCCAUUAUGGAUUUAUAUACUUGUUAGCUUGCGGUUGCCUGAUGGAUGGCUACGUAUAUUUCUCUCUUUUGGCAGCGUUGUUUAAAAAUGAAAAUUGUGAAACUGAUGUUCUGUCUUUAGCAAAUAGUUUUGUAAUUUAUAAUCUACCUUGGUAGUGAAAUACAUAUGAUAUUUGUUGAAUGAAGUCGAUGCUGAAUAGGUGCUUGCUGAUCUUGUUGUCUACACAACAAAGCCCUGAUCCAACGAUCUGUCUUUGGCAAAUAAUGUAAUCUCAUUUCAAUAAUGGAAAAGCUUUGAGUACAA
This is a messenger RNA of Gossypium raimondii (Peruvian cotton), 1364 nucleotides long. RefSeq names its product ABC transporter I family member 21. NCBI's taxonomy places the organism in Eukaryota, Viridiplantae, Streptophyta, Magnoliopsida, Malvales, Malvaceae. Gene Ontology annotation, molecular function: ATP binding; ATP hydrolysis activity. The coding region runs from base 58 to 960 and encodes 300 amino acids. The transcript has 6 exons. The record is from RefSeq and is a predicted model, not a curated record.